Messenger RNA from Phyllostomus hastatus (greater spear-nosed bat), 363 nucleotides. Its product is annotated as pterin-4-alpha-carbinolamine dehydratase 2-like. The record is from RefSeq and is a predicted model, not a curated record. Gene Ontology annotation, molecular function: 4-alpha-hydroxytetrahydrobiopterin dehydratase activity. The transcript has a single exon. Bases 25 to 207 code for a protein of 60 amino acids. NCBI's taxonomy places the organism in Eukaryota, Metazoa, Chordata, Mammalia, Chiroptera, Phyllostomidae. Gene Ontology annotation, biological process: tetrahydrobiopterin biosynthetic process.
ACAUUUUAAUCAGGCAUUCGCUUCAUGACUCGAGUUGUCCUACAAACAGAGAAGAUAAAUCAUCACCGGGAGUGGUUUCAUACAAACAGCAAAGUGCACACAACCCCCUCAAUUGACUGCGGUGGACUGGCCAAAAGAGAUGUGAAAUGGGCUAGCUUCAUUGAAACAGCAGCUGUUUCUGUGAGAUUUCUUCCAAAAUGCAUAUAAAAUCUUAUUAACAUCUUAGGUGUAAUGUAUUUUGAAGACAAUUUACAUGAACCAUUUAAGUUGUAAAUUUAGUUCAUCUUCAUACCACAUUCUGUAAAAAUCAGUGCUUAAAUACAAAAAUCUUUUAUUUUUUUAAAGGCUGUUUUACUUGGGCAC